AUGGAAGCUGCACAACGUUAUCAAAAAGUAUUUAAUAAUUAUGAAGUACAUGAUCGUGUUAUAGUAGAAAACAAUUUUGAACGUGUUAAUUUUUGGUCAAUUAUACAUCUAGUUCUUAUGGUUACAGUAUCGAUUAUUCAAGUUGUAACUAUUCGAAGUUUAUUUGAAUCAAAAUCUGCAUAUGGUAAACUUUUACGUGGAAAAAAAUAA
Messenger RNA from Rotaria sp. Silwood2, 210 nucleotides. The record is from the annotation of a GenBank genome assembly. NCBI's taxonomy places the organism in Eukaryota, Metazoa, Rotifera, Eurotatoria, Philodinida, Philodinidae.